Messenger RNA from Gambusia affinis (western mosquitofish), 3115 nucleotides. Its product is annotated as cytochrome P450 3A56-like. The record is from RefSeq and is a predicted model, not a curated record. Gene Ontology annotation, molecular function: iron ion binding; oxidoreductase activity, acting on paired donors, with incorporation or reduction of molecular oxygen, reduced flavin or flavoprotein as one donor, and incorporation of one atom of oxygen; heme binding. Bases 85 to 1578 code for a protein of 497 amino acids. NCBI's taxonomy places the organism in Eukaryota, Metazoa, Chordata, Actinopteri, Cyprinodontiformes, Poeciliidae. The transcript has 13 exons.
CAACAGAUCAGUGCAGCAGGAGAUAAAAGGUACAGGUGGUGACAUUUGAUAACACAGAGACAGAUACUUCCACUGAGAGGACAGAUGGGUUACUUCUUGUACUUCUCCGCUGAGACAUGGACUCUGCUGGUUGCCUUUGUCACACUCCUGCUUGUAUAUGCCUACUGGCCUUAUGGAACAUUCAAGAAAUUAGGUAUCUCUGGUCCUAAACCUCUCCCAUUUUUGGGGACAAUGCUGCAUUAUCGAAGGGGAUUCUUCAACUUCGAUCAAGAGUGCUAUAGGAAAUACGGGAAAAUAUGGGGUAUUUACGAUGGCCGCCAGCCCGUGUUGUGUGUUGCAGAUCCUGAAAUUAUAAAGGCCAUUCUGGUUAAGGAAUUCUACUCUUUCUUCACCAACCGCAGAAAUUUACAUCUGAAUGGAGCCCUGUAUGAUGCCCUGUUCAAUGCUGAAGAUGACCAAUGGAAAAGGAUCCGCAGUGUCCUAUCUCCGUCCUUCACCUCUGGGAAACUGAAGGAGAUGUUUGAAAUCAUGAAGAGUCAUUCUGCUAACCUGAUCCGCAGCAUGAAGAAAAAGGCAGAUAAGGGAGAAGCAUUAGAAUUGAAGGAAUUCUUUGGAUCGUACAGCAUGGACGUUGUAACCAGUACGGCCUUCAGUGUAGAUAUUGAUUCACUGAACAACCCUUCAGACCCAUUUGUGACAAACAUCAAGAAGAUGCUGAAGUUUGACUUUUUAAACCCCAUCUUCCUCGCAGUCGCUUUAUUCCCCUUCCUGGGCCCCAUACUUGAAAAGUUAGAAUUUUCAUUUUUCCCCAAAUCUGUGACCGACUUCUUUUUUGCUUCUCUGGAGAAGAUUAAGUCAAACCGUGAGACCAGCCAGCAGAAGAGUCGAGUAGAUUUUCUCCAACUAAUGAUUGAUUCCCAAAAGAACAAUGGGUUGCAGAAGGACAAAAGUUUAAGUGACCAUGAGAUCCUUUCCCAAUCCAUGAUUUUCAUUUUUGCUGGUUAUGAAACAAGCAGCAGUUCUCUCUCUUUCUUGGCUUACAAUCUGGCCACGAACCCAGAGGUCAUGAGAAAGCUCCAGGAGGAGAUUGAUUCCACCUUCCCCAACAAGGCUCCUGUUCAGUAUCAGUCUCUGAUGGAGAUGGAUUACUUGGACAGCGUCAUCAAUGAGUCUCUCCGGUUGUUCCCCAUUGCCGCACGUUUGGAGCGUGUGGCCAAAGCAUCUGUGGAGAUAAAUGGCCUUGUGAUUCCAAAAGACAUGGUUAUCCUGGUCCCCACAUGGCCUUUGCACCGGGACCCUGAGAUAUGGCCAGAACCAGAGAAAUUCAAACCUGAGAGAUUCAGCAAGAAAAACAAGGAGGACAUCGAUCCAUACACAUACAUGCCUUUUGGGAUAGGGCCAAGGAACUGCAUUGGGAUGAGGUUUGCUCUAGUGGUGAUGAAACUGGCAGUGGUGGAGAUCCUGCAGCGGUACAGCUUCUCUGUGUGUAGAGAGACUGAGAUCCCAUUUGAGAUGGAUAUCCAGGGUUUGCUGGCACCCAAAAGACCCAUCCAACUGAAGCUGAUCCCUCGCUCCUAAUCUUCCAGCUGGAGAAAUAUUUUUAAAUCAAAUUAUGAAGUUUAUUUUCUGAUGAUUAUAUUCACUUCCCAUUAAUGAUUUUGUUGUAUCGUGAUACAUCUUACGCUCAUAAUACAACUUAUAUAGCAUUUCUUAGACUUAGACUUAGACUUAGACUUAGACUUAGACUUAGACUUAGACUUAGACUUAGACUUAGACUUAGACUUAGACAGACUUUAUUGUCAUUUUGUAUGCACAGGGGUGUAUACAUAACGAAAUUUCGUUGCAUACGGCUCAGGACAAUGUUUUGAGGUUUCAAUGAGGUUACUCAGAAUAAAUAAAAUACACAAUAAAAUAUAAAUAUAAAUAUUAAAUAUAAAGUGCAGGAAUGACAGUAAAAUAGAAGUUAUUUAGCUAUGUACAUGAAGUGGAGACCGCAAAGAAGAUUAAAUAAGAUUAAAUUAAUGAGCUUUAGUGUCUGUCCCUGUUUUUCUAUAUGUGAUGAUGUAUAUUGGUGAGUGGAGUCAAAUGUUCCAGCUAUGGAACAUAGAGUUGAAUUUUAGUGAUUUUUCUAGCUUAUGAAAUAUAUCUAAAUCAAAUUGUAAUGUUUAUUUGGUGAAAUUGACAUUCUUUUCCCAUAACUGAAUUUUUCAGUGAAGCCUAUAGCGUUGUAAAUCCCUUUUCCUUUAUAUGCUGAACUGAGAGAAAAAAUACUUUUAAACUGUGUUGCCAAUUAAAAGUGUCCAGGUGUACUUUAGACUGAUCACAGUAAAAUCUCACUGCAUUGUGCUGCUUUAUCACACAGCACAAUGCCACAGACGUUGCAAUUGGCAAACUGACUGCAAGAAUGUCAACCAGAGCUGUUGCUUGUGAAUUUAAUGUUCAUUCCUCUACCACAAAUUCACACAUUCCUCUCUAAUUGUAUUUCGUAGAAUUUGGCCAACUGGGCACACAGUUGCAGACCACAUGUAUCCACACCAGCCCAAGACCUCCAUAUCCAACAUGUUCACCUCCAAGAUCAUUUGUGCAGCUGUCUGUGUGGCUGAUGUCAAACUGCCAGGAACUGUAGUCUCUCAACUUGACUGUGAUUUGUUUCCAUAUCAGACUUGAAGGGAAAAGGCUCAUAUUGGAUUGCUUCCAGCACAUUAGAGAGGUGUGCUCUUCAUGGGUGAAUCCCAGUUCUUCCUGGUCAGGGCAGAGGGCAGACAGCAUGUGUGGCUUUGUGUUGGUCAAUUGUUUGCUGAUGUCAACCUUGUGAACAUCAGCAAACCGUUGCUGCAGAGUCAUGUUGGAAGAGGAAGUGGCCAGCUCCAAACUGUUUUGGCAAUAUAAUGUGUAUACAGUUUAGUUUAAAAAUAUUUUAUUUAACCCUCAGUUCAGGAUUUGUGUUUAAUUAUGCCUACUCACAUGUUUUUUGAGUGACUCAUGCAGCUUUAUUAUCUUGGCUUUGUCAUUGUUUAAUAAAGACUGUUUAGAAUGUGUUUUCAAAUCGGUGAAUUUUUGUAUAGUUUUGAGGUUUCAUCAGGUUAGAUUAAUAAAAUCCCCAACUUCUCAAACA